This is a messenger RNA of Varanus komodoensis (Komodo dragon), 3860 nucleotides long. RefSeq names its product defective in cullin neddylation 1 domain containing 5 (gene DCUN1D5). Gene Ontology annotation, biological process: positive regulation of ubiquitin-protein transferase activity; protein neddylation. Gene Ontology annotation, molecular function: ubiquitin conjugating enzyme binding; cullin family protein binding; ubiquitin-like protein binding. Gene Ontology annotation, cellular component: ubiquitin ligase complex. NCBI's taxonomy places the organism in Eukaryota, Metazoa, Chordata, Lepidosauria, Squamata, Varanidae. The record is from RefSeq and is a predicted model, not a curated record. Bases 353 to 1057 code for a protein of 234 amino acids. The transcript has 8 exons.
GGCGCGCUCGUCCGCGUCUCCUCGGCGUCUGUUCCUUGCCGGCGCCGCCGCCUCCUCCUCCUCCUCCUCCUCCUCAGCCUCGAAACAGCUCUCCUCACGAGCAGCCUUUCCGAGCUCGUCCCGCCAGGCGCGGUGGACGCCGCGGGGAAAGAAGGGGCCGGAGACGGCGAGGAAGCGGAGCGACGGCGGCUGCCGCGGUAGCAACUUCUUCGCCGCCGCCGCAGCAGCCGCAGAAGAAGGAAGAGGAAGAGGCUUCUUCGCAAGCGGCGGCGGGCCCUCGCCGAACCCGAGAGAGAGGGCCCGGCGGCCCUCACCUCCCCCGCUGCACGCCCUUCGGUGAAUCGGGGAGGAGAUGCCCGUGAAAAAGAAACGCAAAACUUCGGGGCAGGCGGGGGACGAGUCGGGCCUCAAGAAAUGUAAAAUCAGCAGCUAUUGCAGAUCACAAGCUUCUAGUAAAGUGAUAAGUGGUGAUGAACAUUUUUCAAGCAAGAAGUGCCUGGCUUGGUUUUAUGAAUAUGCAGGUGACGAUGAAGUUGUAGGGCCUGAAGGAAUGGAGAAAUUCUGUGAGGACAUUGGUGUUGAACCAGAAAAUAUUGUAAUGCUAGUUCUAGCCUGGAAACUGGAGGCUGAAAGCAUGGGAUUUUUUACAAAGGAAGAAUGGUUAAAGGGGAUGACUUCGUUACAAUGUGACUGCACAGAAAAGCUGCAGAGUAAAUUUGAUUUUUUGCGCUCGCAACUGAAUGACAUUUCAACAUUUAAGAAUAUCUACAGAUAUGCAUUCGAUUUUGCAAGGGACAAAGACCAGAGAAGUCUUGAUAUUGACACUGCAAAAUCUAUGUUAGCUCUUCUUCUUGGGAGAACAUGGCCACUGUUUUCAGUAUUUUACCAAUACUUGGAGCAGUCAAAAUACAGAGUAAUUAACAAAGAUCAGUGGUACAAUGUGCUAGAAUUCAGCCGAACUGUCCAUGCAGAUCUUAGCAACUAUGAUGAAGAUGGGGCAUGGCCUGUUCUUCUUGAUGAAUUUGUGGAAUGGCAAAAGGUUCGCCAAGCAUCAUAGCAAGAGCAGCUCUGAAGAAAAUGCUGGAUCUUGUGGUGCCCACACCUACAAAAACUGAGUCAAAACCAAGGGUUGCAUUCACAUGAACUUAGCCAUUUUUUCCUUUUAUUUUUAAAGGGAGCAUUGUUACACAUGAAAUGGGCAUUGAACCACAUCUCUUCUGAGACUGAAAAUUGGAGAGUUUUGUCUUGAGUUUCUAUCAUUUCAGAACAAUAAAGAUUCAGAUUUGUAACAGUCUUAAAUGUGAAGGAUAUCCCUUGAAUAGGACUGUGGUUUCUAUAUUCAAAAACAAAAUAUGAGUGUUUAUGAAUCUUGGAGAUGUGUUAAAGUUGUAGGACUAGUAUAUGAAUCUGGUAUGGUAGUUUGGAUGGAAUGAUUGUCUUUAGGAAGAACGAUUAAAGUUGAGCUUUGGCUGGUUGCUAAUACUCACCUUCAUUGCAGUUUCUUACGGAACAAUGGCCUUAAAAUUACUUUUCCUACAAUUGCCAUUCAACAUUUUCCAUCUUUAAUGGAACAUUAAUAGUCUGCUUUUGAACUUUAAGGUAAAAAAAGUUCAAAAUAGACAAUCUUGAUGAAACAACUGUAGGCUUUUGACUUAUUCAAUUGUGUUUUUGCUUGUAAACUGACCUAAAUAUUAAAAAAGAGAAACCUAGGAAAAGAUAGAUCUUGUAAUGUGCACUGGACUGAGAGCAUUGAGUAUGAUCCUUUUUCUUCAUCUCUGACUGUGGAGAGCGAUGGGGCAGUGGUUAUUACUUGAUUCCAGGUCUCUUCAUGUCAACAUGGAGCCAACAGUUAUGCUAAUUUGACGAGUACAUUGCCAUUUCACGUGAACACAUGAACAUGUGAAGCUCGAGUUGUAUGUGUUGACUUGCAUGGAAGAUCAGUGCAGAAUUCUGAAGUGUUCAGCUAUCUCCUUAUUUUACUGCUUUUGUAAGUGCUAUACUUUCUGAGGUUACCAGAGCUGAGCAGGGCUGCCAAGGUUUGGACAUUUUGGAGGGCAUUCAUUCAAGUCGUUAUAAGUCGGAGAUUAUUUGAUGGCACAUAACAGCUAUACUUUCUUAUGCACAAUCUUAGCCAAACAUGGGCCUGAUUGCUAACAUAUACCAAAAAAAUGGCAAUGAGUAGAAGUGUGGAUGAAAGUUCAGGAAAUAACACUGCUGCUCAGUAUCCUUUUUUGAAAAACAGCAACCUCCUCCAAUGUGGUGCUCUCCAGAUGUUUUUGGGCUACAGCUUCUAGCAUUCCUGAUGAUUAGCCACACUGUCCUUCUGGACAUACCAAUUUGGUAAAGGCUGUUUUUCAACCCAGCCAUCCUAUUGACUAAUCUGGGUCAAUUUUGUGAUGUGAUAUCUCCAUAGCUUACCAAGCCAGGUAAGACAUGGUAGUAUUUGUCUCAGGAAAAUGAGAAAUUAUUUAUGCACAGUGUAGCCACAUUUGGGAAAGAUAACCCCUUUCCUCCACAAAGUGGUUUGAAUAUUUUUGUGGGGGAGUGUUAUUCCUUUUAAUCCUUAAGUAUGUUUUGUAUUAAAUAGAAAAGGGCUAUUUCAUUUCUACCAGCUGUAUGUGUGACCAAGUUGGUCACUGAAUUCCCUUUGGGUCCUCACCUUUGCUCUCCUCUGUCUUUCUGCACAAGGAAAGGCAAUUUAGGGUGUUGUGAAGACAGCACUACACAAUACUGCUCUUGAUCAAUUGUGUUGAUGUGUGUGUCCCAUUACAGUUUAGCAAGCUUUAAGAGGCUUUGUGCUUGGCUUCAUCAGAACAUAUUUGAUCCACUAGCUUAUCUGUACAGACAGAACGCUACUAACAUUUUGCUGUCAUACCACUCUCUUUAAAACCACUCCAAAACUGUAGUCUUAAGUAUAUUUGACCUGGGAGUAAGUUCCAUUAAACUUGUUGGUAAAAUAAGCAGAGUUUGUCACUCAGAGGAACACUGCUACCCAGAACAGAGUGAAUAUUUCAGGAUCUCCAGAAUGCUGUUGAUUUGCGAGGCAUAUAUGAUUUUCAGGAAGGCUGGGAAAAAAGUCUUUAUCCAGAUGAGUAUGAAAUGCUAAAGUGAUCCUUCAUGUUUUCAGGAAUUCUAUUGGCUGCAUGGAUUUUUUUAAUCUUCAGACCCAAAUAAUUGGUAUAAAUCUUGCUGGAAUUUCCCAGGAAAGGCUGUGAUUAGGAUGGCAUCCUUUCCAGAAUGAAACAAUGCUGCCUUUAUUGUCCCCUGUCAGAGCUGGCACUGGGUUGACUUUUGGUGUUGUAUUUUUCCUAGCUGAGCUCUUGUACAUUCUGAAACUCAGAUAUAAAUGGAAGGAACCUGCUUGAAAUUGUAUCUACUGAUGGAACUAAUGGGUGGGGAUGUAUUCUCUCCCUGCUCUUUUUUUUUUUUUUUUUUUUUGCCAUGGUGCAUCUGCAGCAGCAUGUUCCUGUCUUAAGAUUGCAAUGAUAGGCACAAACACUUGGGAAUAAGCUGCAAAGAAACUGUGACAAACUUCUGAGUAGACAUGUGUACUCAGUCUUGACCACUGAGUCAUCAUACUUGCUAUACUUUAGAAAAUCUUCUAACCUUUUUGAGACUCAGAUGAAAAAUCAGGAAAAUCAGCUAUGUUUAUACUGUAAAUGAAACCAUCUUUUAAUUCCCUAGGAAUUCUGUUUUUUAAACAACUUUGUCCAAAAGAGCUGGAAUUAACAUGGUAAAUGUUGUGGCCACCAAUGCCAACGUCUUAAUGUGAAGGUAUCCAAUUGCUGUGUAUGACUUGUAUCUCUGAGGUUUUAUCACUAUUCUUCCAAUAAAACCAUAUUUCAGGGAUUUAGAACCUA